This is a messenger RNA of Tuber melanosporum (Perigord truffle), 1349 nucleotides long. RefSeq lists its product as uncharacterized. Bases 1 to 261 code for a protein of 86 amino acids. The record is from RefSeq and is a predicted model, not a curated record. NCBI's taxonomy places the organism in Eukaryota, Fungi, Ascomycota, Pezizomycetes, Pezizales, Tuberaceae. The transcript is spliced from 2 exons.
AUGAUACUUACCAUCCUCCGACCUCUCCCGCCAUCAUCACCCUCUCUCCUUAGCUCCUCGAUCUCUCCACUACCAGAGGAUCCAAAGGUACUUCUCCGUCCGUCCGUCAUCCAAACCUUCCUUUCCUUCACCGAGAUGACACAAUGCACAGCUCCACUUCCUUCCCGAGCAGAUCCAGGAAAAAACAAACGCCGCUUCUAUCAUUCUUGUGGAAGUCCCGGAGAAAGAAUAACGGUGGAAGAUGGGCGGGAGGGAGAUUAAUGCACCAUUUUCAGGAAGUAACAAUCUUUUCUGCGUGGCCGGUCGUGGUAUGGGUGACUGCCAUGCUACACUGCGGUGGAGGUGGGUGGGCACGUGUGAUUGGAGGAGAGGGAGUUGCCGUGACGGCGGGCUACCGCAUAUUGGCGAGUGAUGAGCUGUGAUUAUGGGUUAGGGGUUGUGUAUUGGUGGGGGGGGGAAUUGCCUGGUGUGGUAUCAUACGUACCGGUAUUGCGCGAAUUGGGGGGGGUGUACCAAUUCUUUGCAUGAGUAAGCUAGGGGUAGCCAUUGUGGGAGCGGGGUUGUGAUCCUAGCUUUGAAACAGCUGUGCUCCCAUGCCUUCCGUAUAAAAUGCUGGCCCCCAAUUAACUGUUUUACCAAAAAUGGACACAAAAUGACCCCCCGCCCACCGAGUCCUGAUCCCACGAGGAGCGUUGAUGGAGAGUUUAGCAUGUAAGAUUUUUAAUUCUCGCUCCAAGUAUCAUGCUGAUAAAGAUUGACGUGCGCUGACUCACUCCGUCGCUACCCUUAUUCAAAACCCCAUAGAAAUUUGCGGUCUUGGCAUAGAUUUCAACCUUUCGCUUUUUCAGAGCUCAAACUCUCGGAGACUCGGAAUAAUUUCCUGUCACCUGGCUCCUAACUCUGGGAUUAUUUGCCCACAUUCCGUCAACAGGAACCUUCUAAUAAUAUAUCUUUUUUUCUCUUUGCUCCCCACCCUUUAACGCGCCGGAUGGGUGCGUAUUCGAAACCGGCGUUUUUUUCUGUGGGAAAUCUUGGGGGAAGGGGGGAUGGGAACAUUUCUUUCACUGCCAGGGUCGUAUCAUACUUUGUGGGGGAUAGCAAGGUGUCUAGUGGGAUAUAUAAAUUUAUGAUGCAUACCGGUAGAUUUAGACUGCUGAAAUCUCACCAGGCUAAACAGUCUGGAUAUUUCCAACAACCCCCUCCUCUUCUACCUUUGGGUACUAAAUCUUCUCUGAGCGCCCUACUGGUAUCUGUGAUUAUUCUGCCGUAUGAGAAUUGGUCGCAAGGUUAAAGUAUUGCCGCCAAUAAAUAAUAACUAGACGACUAUAUGUGCCAAAGGGGGGGGGGGG